ACCGGUCCAGCUCAAAAAAUAAAAUAUAAAUAUCAAAUUUACUUCCAUCCAAGUCCAUCCAUCCUUUAUAAAACCUGCGGUAGCCCAAUAGCCAAGCAUACCUGAAGCAACCAUAUUCUUCUUUUCUCGUCUCAAUCGCUACAAGCGUUCGUCUGGAAGGAUAAUCAACUACAAUGGCAUCAAGGAUGGCUGCAAGGUUUGUGCCUCGGAGGUUUUCAAGCAGUGGAAAAGUUCUCGGGGAGGAGGAAAAAGCUGCAGAGAAUGUUUACAUCAAGAAAGCCGAGCAAGAGAAGCUGGAGAAGCUUGCUCGUAAGGGCCCUACAGCAGAAGAGAAACCAGCUGCAAGUUCAGGGGGUUCAGUCUCUGAUGCCAAACCAAGUGCCUCUUCCUCUGGAGCAUCAACUGCCAAGGUAUCGACAGACAAGUACCGGAAUUAUGCUGUUGUAGCUGGUGUUAUGACUGCUGCUGCUUCUCUGGGUUGGUACCUCAAGGCUAGUGGAAAGAAGGAAGAAGUGCAGGACUGAGAUUGAUGUAAUUUGAUAUCGACAAUUGAAGAAUGAGUUGUCAUCGCUCGUUCUGGUAGAGCAGAGGAAUAAUCCAAACUGUGAACCUUCUCUGUAUGUGUUCCGGAUGUAUACUGUGUUCAGUUCCGCAAUAUUCUCAUAACCUUUUCUGUUUCGGGAGAUAUAUUACGUAAAUGAAAGGUGUUUAGCACCCAGUUUUCCAGUGCCA
Molecule: messenger RNA, 732 nt
Organism: Pyrus x bretschneideri (Chinese white pear)
Lineage: Eukaryota; Viridiplantae; Streptophyta; Magnoliopsida; Rosales; Rosaceae
Exons: 4
Coding region: 174-524 (116 amino acids)
Source: RefSeq, a predicted model, not a curated record